CUUUUUGUUCACUAAACUAAUCUGUAGUGCAAUAUUAAAAGUGGAAAAAAUAUAUCUUUAAAAAUGAAAAAAACAAUGUACAACACGUUUUUAGGUUUGGAUUAUGACUAGUUUUUCGACUUGCCCUGGUAAGUAUUCACCUACAAAUCACAUUGACCAUUAUGCAUCAUCAUUAUUAUUAUUAUUAAUAUUUGCAUGAACAAUAUCCUGAUUUAUUUUUUACAGCAAUAAUUAAACCGGAUCUCAUUCAAGGUCAGCAGAGAUGAUGGAAAAAAUAAAGCAUAAGUACAUUAGUCACUGGAUUCCUCGCAUUCAGACUGUUGUAAAUGGCAGCAAGACAAGUUUAGCAGGUACGACAGGCGGGAGGAAGGCGGAGAGGAAAAACACACACAGAAGAGGUGGAGACACAUGGCUUAUGUUAACUAACUGAUGAUGAAAACCCUAGCGAAUGGAUUGAGGAAGUCAGAAUGAAGAGCAGGUUGAACACAUUUCACAUCUUUAUUGGAUGAACAGCGGGAAAAAUGAGCGACCCCAAAACAUCAGGGCUCAACUGAUCUUCAGCUCAGGCAUCUCUGCACAGCACUUCCACUUUACUGUUAAUCAGCUUCUACACCUCUAUAAUGGGCGACAGGAGGGAGAAACCACAGAGCAGCAGAAAAGGGUCUAACGCCAAGCCGAAGCUUGAAAGCAAAGGCAGCUUAAACCUGGGAUCUUCAGAGCAGCGACAGAGGGCUGACAAGCCUGUCAGGAGAAGCCGGAGCAAUGACACGGAGAACCGGCGACGUGAAGGCAGCCGAGGCAGAGAACGGGACCGGAGAGAUGAAGGAAGACCACAGCGGGGGCGCAGCGAGGAGGGGCGGAGGCGAGGCCACAACCAUGAGCCUGGAAACAGAGCCUGGGACAAAGAGCGUCCCAAAGAUGAACUGCAAGACACAGAGUGCAUCGUAUGCUUCUGCAACUUCGACAACGUCUUCAAAACCCCAAAGUUACUGUCUUGUGGACACACGUUCUGUCUGGAAUGUCUGGCUCGGAUAAAUGUAAACUCUCCGGAGAUCAAAACUCUGACUUGUCCGAUUUGCAGAGAGGUGACAGAAAUCCGACAUGGCCGAGACCUGCCACAUUUGUUAAAUAAUGAAGCCAUUUUUCGGCAACUUCCAAGUGAAAUGCAAAGGGCGCUUUCUGUGCGCUUCAAGCGCAGCAAGGGCAAACUCGUCCUCAAGAAUCCUCCAACAAACAACUCCAUUAAGACCACUUUAAAUCUGCCGGUGUUAAAGAAGAAAGAGGAGCAAGCUGGAAAUAAUGCUAUUGGAGCUAUAGAGGAAGGUCUCGGCCAGGCGACUAUGAUCAACGUGGGAAGGCCUCCAAACAGGAUGAGGGGUCGCAUGAGGAGGGUAAUGUACUCCAGUCAGUGCUAUUACGCCGUAGUGGCAGUCAUUAUCUCCAUCACUGUGGCUCUAAUGAUGGUGGGUAUCUUCACCUUUGUGGUGAUGCCUAACUUGCAAAGACCAAUUACCAAGCCAUUACAGAACCAAACUGGAAGCAGUGCGGUUCAAGCUGACUCUUCGCCUUGAGGGAUGAGGAAACUCAAAACGCUUGGGUAGGAUGACUUGCAUAGCAAAACAAGAUUCUUGGAAGCUUUUGCAUUGUAUCCAGCACUGCCCUUUUUGUUUGCUUUUGUCUGAGAUGCUUCAGGCGGGCUCGAUAGGAAUUAACUGGAAAAACUUGAACGUGAUGCACACUGUUGUUUGUUGAGCACAGAUAUAUGCAGACAGUUGUUUUAAGAGCAAGAGGGAACAAUGCAAUGAUGACAUCUACUCUGACCUACAAUGAAUUGUAUUGUAAAAGUAUGAAUCAAUGGGUAUUGUUUUGUUAAGGCUGGAAAAUGCUGUACUUUAUUCUUAUAAACGAACUAUAUUUUUCAUGUACCUGAAUGUGCUACUCCACUAUGUUUUGCGGUAUUAAGAUCGAAGGAUAAAAAUGUGACGCCUCAUGAAUGCAAAAAAAUAUGCUUCUAAUACUGUAUGUAACAACGCAAAUGUAAGCUCAUAAAUGUUCUUUCUCAUGUUGGAAAAACAUUUAAUAGAUGCGUAUAAGUCUUUGAAUUGUGUUGCACAUGAUGUAUUUUCAUAGUUUUUUAUUCAAAUGCACAAACAGAGAAAUGUCACAAUGAAAAGGGGAAACUAAUAAGCAUUGUGGUGCAUUUUCUGUUUAAUUGACUUUGAAGUAUAAUGCACACAAAAAUAAAUGUUCUUCCGUGGCUAAAAGGAAAAUGAUACAACCAGUAAACAUCUUGCCUUGUGUCUUUAUAUAGAGCGAUGCAUAGCUUGCUUGUGUCACCUUCUAAAUCCUUAAAUGAAGCUUAAACAUACUAAGAUCUCAUGUGUAUCAGUUGUUUACUAUCAUAAAUAAGGGUUAAAACUUGUAUAAGUGAUAUAAUUUCAUGAACGAAACAAAAAGCCCUGUUGCAGACACAAAACGAUGUAAUUUAAAUGCAAGUAACCUACCUUAUAGUUUGAAUAACAAACUGAAAGGGGAUGAAAAUAAUUCCAAUACAUUUUUAGUAAAGAAAGUCUGCUGAAGUUCAAACUGAGAGCCAGAAUGAGAAAGAAAUGGGUUUUAGGUGAAUUUGAAUAUGAUGUGUUUGUUGUUAACAGGCUGGUCCGAGUAUUUCAGAAACUACUGAUCUACAGUAUAAGUUGGAUAGGUACAGGCUAGUAUUACUGCAGCAUUUGUUCAAGAGAGUGUUGCAGUGUGCUUUAGCAUUCAUAACAUGUUGUAAAUAUAACUACUAUAGGCUUAUAGUUCACGUUAUGGUUCAAAACAGUAGCCUAUAGUAUUUACUAGCGCUCGAGCUCUUUAUUCUCGGGAUUUUUGAACAGAAAAUAGGCUAAAUCGUAAGUAUUUAUCGUUAUAUAUGAAGACCGUGUUUUAUAAAUGCCUGACAGAUUUGAUGAGCUGGUUAACCUGAAAAGUACUUCACAAAAAGUAUUGCACAUAGUAAUGACAGCUUAGGAUGCUUUUAAAAAUAACUAUCUUUCACACCGUGUACACGAGGGGGGCAUGUGAGGUGCACGUUAUUCCCCACAGCAGGACACUCGAAUAACCAACCCCUCGACCUGACGCAAGUUUGUAGCAAGACUCUCCACAUGAUCAAAUUCAGCGCUUCAAAGUCAAAAUCGCACGCUGGGGUUUAUUCGCCUCUUUAAGCGAUACAAACGAUUUUAUUUGGAGUUGCCGGUGUUUGGAGUCUCGACCGCACAUCUGCAAUGGCUUCGACGCCCUCCGCUUCAGCCCUGUCAGCUGUUCUCCGCUGUCAGCGCAAUCUCCUCACCCGAAAACAGCCGAACAAGAAGCGGCCUCCGGCGGCGGGGUACGGGCUCGGGAUUAUGGCAUACGGAGAUUCGCUCAAGGCUUAUUUUCGGGGACUCAUAUUUAACGGGACGCGAGUGGAAAUUCCAGGAGUUUUGUCCGCGACGGCGCGACUUUCUCAAACGUCCCGUUGGGGGAAAACUUCGCUGGGAAAUAAGAAAGGGGUCAAAAACACCCCGAAGACUGACAGCAAAAUGUUAACUGCCAAAGUAUCAACGACGAAACAUAUGUCGGACUAUAGUUCUGCCUUUAAAUCUCAAUCUUACGUUUUACCUCUUCGCCUGGAUGGCGUGUUACGAAAACAAAACUUAGAUAACAAAACUUAUAUUACUUGUCGUAUUUGUGUAGUUUGCGCUCACAGUAUGAGUUUACUAAACCACAAUAAUAUAAACUCGUUGUUUUCACAUGGAUUGUUGUGUUUUUUGAGGGAUACACUGUUAUAUUUCUCUACUGCUGUGGCAGACAGCGUGCGGACGCAACUGAACCUGAACCAGCUUCAUCCGGAUUGUGAUGAUGAGUCAAGCGGAUGCAUCAGAUGUACCUCUGAACAUCUUGAGGAUGAGCCUGAGACAGUCAAAGUAGCCAAACCUGAGGAAUGAAUGUUCUGAUAAAGACUUUCUGGAUGACAUGCAGUUCCGUCAUAUGCACUAACAUUGAUGACAAAGACAAGACACCCAUUUUGGAGUCUGCAUCAAAUUACAUUUAAAAUUAAUAGUGUACAUUAAAUGCAAGUGCCUCCUUUAAUGUAGGUUUUAAGUAUAGACUUUCAAUAUGUAGUCAAAUGAGUCUUGUUCAAAUGAUGCCUGACAAGAUUUUAUUUUUUUUGUAGUGUACACUAUUGGUACACUUAAUGACAUUGUAUUUAUACACUUUAUGAUUGAUUUGGCAACAUUUCGCAGCUAAAUGUUCUCUUAUAGGGGAAAGGAAGUUUACCAAAGUUGGCUGUUUUUAUGUUUAGACAAACCGAUAAGAAGUUAAGUGCAGUUAAGUGGAAAGGAAAUCAAUGCUGCAGUGCAUGUGUGACUUUUGGUCUGUAAAUAAACAGACCACUUGUGUCUGGCCAAAUCACAGAAGUGCUGAUAUUCAUUAAAUAGCACUCUUGCUAAUUAACAAAAACUGAAUCAAAAGGGAUUUUUAAAGGAUGAUUUGAGUUUACAGUAAUGUAACAACUUUUAGUGUCUGAUAUUUUAAUUGAUUGAAUGAUUUUGCAAUCAUGUUUAAUAUUUCAACUAUUCACUGAGCUAUUUUUCGUGUGCGAUUUAAUUAAAUAACAGUGGAAGUAAGUGCAGGUAAACUACAGAAAACAUUUAGUCUCAUAAUAUGAGAUCAUAAAAAUAUACAAUUAUAAAAUAUUGCAUAGCAUGUCCUUUUAAAUUUCAUAUAUUAGCAUUAAAAAAGUUGGGUUAAAAAUAAGCCAACAUGAAGCGCAAUGGUGGAUUGUUUUAACACAGACCUGCUGUUAGUUUAUUUCAAUUCAAUCCAUUAAGUGAGUUACAAAAAUAACUCGUUUGUUGUUUUUUUUGGCCAAAACAUUGCCCUAACUAUCCAUUAUUAUUACUUAUGGCUAUCAAAAGCAGAAAUGGAAAAUUGCUUGAUUGUCAUUUUUUUAAGACUACACAAUAUAAAAAUGAUUAGGC
Molecule: messenger RNA, 5006 nt
Organism: Danio rerio (zebrafish)
Lineage: Eukaryota; Metazoa; Chordata; Actinopteri; Cypriniformes; Danionidae
Source: RefSeq, a predicted model, not a curated record